Aphidius gifuensis is the source of this 1254-nucleotide messenger RNA. It is a transcript of the gene Ostgamma, whose product is annotated as tumor suppressor candidate 3. Gene Ontology annotation, cellular component: oligosaccharyltransferase complex. The transcript has 8 exons. Lineage: Eukaryota; Metazoa; Arthropoda; Insecta; Hymenoptera; Braconidae. The record is from RefSeq and is a predicted model, not a curated record. Bases 41 to 1033 code for a protein of 330 amino acids.
AAUUGUAUUAAAUUAAAUAAUAAAAAAAAUAUAUAACAAAAUGAAGAUUCUAUUUCAUUUGGCAUUAUUUGGAUUUAUAUUGUUAUUUCACAAUGCAAAUUCACAAUCAAGAACAAGAGGAAGUCAGGGUUCAUCUUUGACUGAUCGAGUUCAACAAUUAACAGACAUGUCUAUGAAAAGACCUGUUUUGAAAUUUAAUGGAGCUAAAUUUAAAGAGUACAUCAAAGCAGCUCCAAGAAAUUAUUCAGUUAUUGUUAUGUUCACAGCAAUGGCACCACAACGACAAUGUCAAAUUUGCAGAAAUGCAAAUGAUGAAUUUACAAUUGUUGCAAAUUCAUUUCGUUAUUCACAAUCAUACUCGAACAAAUUAUUUUUUGUUAGUGUUGACUUUGAUGAAGGAUCUGAUGUAUUUCAAAUGAUGAAAUUAAAUACUGCACCAGUUUACAUACAUUUUCCACCAAAAGGUAAACCAAAAUCACUUGAUACAAUGGAUAUUCAACGUAUUGGCUUUGGUGCUGAAGCUAUUGCAAAAUGGAUCAUGGAACGUACUGACAUUCAGAUUCGUGUAUUUAGACCACCAAAUUAUUCUGGAACAGUUGCUGUUGCCAUGCUUGUUAUAUUUGUUGGUGGUUUCUUAUAUUUGAAACGUAAUAAUCUUGAUUUUAUUUACAACAAAACACUCUGGGGAUUGGGAUCAAUGUUUUUUACACUCACAAUGAUAUCUGGACAGAUGUGGAAUCACAUUAGAGGACCACCAUUUAUUCAUAAAUCACCAAACGGUGGUGUUGCUUACAUACAUGGAUCAUCACAAGGACAAUUUGUAUUGGAAACAUAUAUUGUCAUGGCAUUGAAUGGUGCUGUUGUAUUGGGCAUGAUACUUAUGACUGAAGGAGCAUCAAGAAAAGGUGAUGUUAGAAAGAAGAAAAUAUUUGCUGUUAUUGGUCUUGGUUUAGUUGCUGUAUUUUUCAGUCUUCUUCUUUCCAUUUUCCGAAACAAAGCACAAGGAUAUCCUUACAGUCUGCUCUUCAAGUAAUAGUUUUUAAACACAAUAAAACAUUUGUUUGUUUUCGAAUAAAAAAAAAAAAAUAAUUAAAACUAAAUUUCAAAUCAAGAUUUAUAGAAAUUAUUUAUCAUCUUGAUAUUUGCAAUAAAAAUUAGAUAUUCCAUCAUUGUAUUUACAUAGUUUAAUAUUGUAAUUGUUUAUUUAGAAUUUUGUAUGUCAAAUAAAUAAAUAAAUAUUAAUCGACGAAAAAA